Chaetura pelagica (chimney swift) is the source of this 1167-nucleotide messenger RNA. RefSeq names its product ectonucleoside triphosphate diphosphohydrolase 8-like. Bases 1 to 1167 code for a protein of 388 amino acids. Lineage: Eukaryota; Metazoa; Chordata; Aves; Apodiformes; Apodidae. Gene Ontology annotation, molecular function: UDP phosphatase activity; GDP phosphatase activity. The record is from RefSeq and is a predicted model, not a curated record. Gene Ontology annotation, cellular component: plasma membrane. Gene Ontology annotation, biological process: nucleoside diphosphate catabolic process. The transcript is spliced from 7 exons.
AUGGACUACAAAGCCAAGGCCAUUGCAGGUCUCCUGGCAGCCACCUGUGUCUUCACCAUCAUUGCCCUCAUUCUGAGUGUUGUGAACGUGAGGGAUGUGCUUCUGCCUCCCAGCACCAAGUACGGUCUGGUGUUCGACGCGGGCUCCACGCACACGACUCUCUACGUGUACCAGUGGCCUGGGGACAAGGAGAAUGGCACUGGCAUCGUGUCCCAGGUGGAGGCCUGCACCGUGCCUGGACCUGGCAUCUCCAGCUAUGCAGAUGACCCCGCUGGGGCUGGAGCCAGCCUGAAGCCCUGCCUGGACAAGGCCAUGGAGAUCAUUCCAGCAGAGCAGCAGCAGGAGACCCCCACCUACCUGGGGGCCACAGCGGGCAUGAGGCUGCUGAGCUGUGGGUCUUGCUGGCAGCCCAGGCCAAGCCCUGCUAACAGCUCCUGCUGUCCCCAGGGCAGCCGGUCUCCCCAGCAGGUGUCUCACCCCUGCUACCCCAAGGGAUACCAGGAGAACAUCACCAUGGCAGAUCUCUACAACAGCCCCUGUGUCCAGGCACCGAGCAGCCCCAGCCCUGUGCAGAAUCUCACGGUGACAGGCACAGGGGACCCAGCAGCAUGUGCCAUUGCCAUCCGGGAACUCUUCAACUUCAGCUGCGAGGCCAGCAGGACGUGCGGGUUCAACGGGGUCUAUCAGCCGCCUGUGCGGGGACAGUUCUUUGCUUUCGCUGGCUUCUACUACACCUUCCACUUCCUGAACCUGACCAACCAGCAGUCUCUGAAUGAUGUCAACUCCACGGUCCAGACCUUCUGCAAGAAGAACUGGACAGAGCUGGUGCAGACCUUCCCGCAGGAUAAGCGGCACCUCCACAACUACUGCUCCACAGGAAUUUACAUCCUGACGCUGCUGCUUGAUGGCUACAAGUUCACCCAGCAGACGUGGAGCAGUAUCCACUUCAGCCAGCAGGCAGGCAGCAUGGACAUCGGAUGGUCACUGGGCUUCAUGCUGAACUUCACCAACAUGAUCCCCAUGGAGGCCGUGGAACACGUGAAGGGGCACCAGCCCAGUCUGUGGGCAGGUGCUGUCUCCUUCAUUGUCCUGACCAUAGUGGUGGCCCUGGUGGCUGUUUUCCUCCAGUGCUCUGGAAAACCACGUAGCUCCCAGCGUCCUGACUAG